Solanum tuberosum (potato) is the source of this 315-nucleotide messenger RNA. Its product is annotated as putative glycine-rich cell wall structural protein 1. The transcript is spliced from 2 exons. The record is from RefSeq and is a predicted model, not a curated record. Bases 1 to 315 code for a protein of 104 amino acids. NCBI's taxonomy places the organism in Eukaryota, Viridiplantae, Streptophyta, Magnoliopsida, Solanales, Solanaceae.
AUGUAUGAUGAGGUUAAGAGAGCUGCAAAUGAAGACCUGACCGAGACGGAAGCAAUUAUGAUGGAUGCUGCUGUGCAGGCCUCCCUAACAUAUGUUGCUGGAUUUAACGGAGCUAGUCCUUCUGGAAGGGGUGGCAAGGGUGGCGGUGCUGCCGGUUGUGGUGGCGGUGGACGUGGUUGUGGUGGUGGUGGUAGCGGUGGUGGCGGUGGUGGGGGCGAUGGUGGUGGAGGUGGUGGUGGUGGUCGUAGUGAUAAUAGUAGUAGUAGUUUGUUGGACACAGCUACAUCAGAAAAACAAAUAAAAAAAAGAAGGUAA